Messenger RNA from Durusdinium trenchii, 1654 nucleotides. The record is from the annotation of a GenBank genome assembly. NCBI's taxonomy places the organism in Eukaryota, Dinophyceae, Suessiales, Symbiodiniaceae.
GAAAAAUCUGUUCACACAGCAAGGACGUGCCAGAUGGGUCCUAGCUUCUUGUCACUCGAUCUCGUCGAUCUCAGAAGUCUCGGCUCAGAGAUGUGCAGAUUAUGCCUCGCAGAUUGCGAAGUUCAUUUUUCAUAGGACGUGAUGCGAUCAAAAGAGUGGACCGUAGAACUUCUUUUGACGGCCUCCAUUCGCUGGUCGCUGGCUGCACGCCCGUCCGAUGGUCUUGGGCCUCAUUUGCAUAGCCGUCCAGACGCAGCGGCUCUCUUCAUGGAAGAUCCAGUGACCCCUGUGGCGAAAGUGGAUCCUGAGGGAAAGGCCGUCGCGAAGUUGGCCGAGCCAGCCGCAGGGCCUGCGCCUCCCACGGCUCCCGCUGAGCCCGCCUCGGUGGAGAAGAGCAAUGAGACCGAAAAGACCGAAAAGACCGAGUCCAAAGAGGAGGCUCCGUGUGAGCCGAUUCCUGGCUCUGAUAAGUGGGGAAGGAUGAAAUCGAAGCCAAACACAGAACCGAAGGGCAAUGCAUAUUGUUGUGCCCGCGGUUGCAGAUACAUCGUGGAGAAGGACAAAUGUGAUGAAUGCAAGAAAGAUCUCCAUACUGUUUUUCCGCCUCAAAAGGAUAUUGACAAAUAUCAAGAGAACCGAAAGUUCCGAAUUCCCACGGGCAUCGACAGCUACAGUGGAGUGGUCUCAAAAGGAUGCAGCAAGAAGAAUGCCGUGAUGUGUCAUGACGAGGAAAAGGCGAAGGUUUGCUGCUGCAACCUAGGCUACGUCUUCGAUUUCAAAACCAGGGAAUGCGUAGUCGACAAUGAGGAUGCGGCUAACAAAGAGGAUCCCAUUCCAGGAAGUCAGACCUGGGGAUUCACUCACAAGAAAGGUGCUGCAGACAAGUGCAUGAACGACCAGAAAAAAUGGUGUUGUCACCGGGGCUGCGUUUAUGAGCUGGAGCAUGACAAAUGUGGCCAUUGUGCUGGUUACGCGGAUCCAGCUCCUGCGCCUGCAGAGCAAGUGAUUCUGGAGUUUUCUGGUCGUGGCCGAUGGCGGAUACCCAAGUCGAUCGACAAGCCAAGUUGGAUGCGUGGGAAGUGCAGCACCAAAGAUGCUCAAGCAUGUCCAGGCGAAAGCUCUGGGAAGAAGGACCACUGCUGCUGCUUCCAAGGCAAACUCUUCUCCUUUGAGACUCGAACAUGCGUCGACCCGCCCAGCCUGCAGAAGGAAGAGGCGCAAGAAUAUCAGGCCAUGCAGUCUCAAAACCAAGCGAAUGCCAAGGAGCAGAGGGUGGAAAAUCCUCAACAAUUAGAUCAAGGGCCGCCUCCCCCUGGAGCUCCGCCGCCGCCGGCUGCGGGGCCCCCGGGCAACGCGCCGCCGGAGGGAGCUUCCGGCGGGUCCUCCAAAGCGGCUGCGGUGCAGAGCAUGGCCACCGUGGCGAAAAGCAUGAAGUCUGGCGCUUCAGCACAAAGGUUGGCACCGCUGGCCGUGUUCAUGCUGAUGUCGAUAAGAGGUACCUUCUGAGAGCCUCUGAGGUCUCACCCAAGCCGCAUGCAAAUGGUCAACUCGCUUGGCAAAAUGGACACAGACCGGUCGACUGGGAGAUGUGGGAAGGACGGGACACCCCAAAUGUUAUCGACCUAAUAGCGAUGGCCUCCAACCUAAUAGCGAC